GCGCUGUUGUUGCUCCUCUCCUGCGGCUCUCUGUGCAGACUGUGCGCCCCGCGUCAGAAGGGCCGUUGCAUAGGAGUAGUGUGCUUGGAGACUCAUUAAAGAGCUGUACAACCAUGAGUUACACCACGGAAGAGAGAGGAAAGCCCAACACUCUGGACUAUAGGGUGUUUUUCAAGAAUGCAGAAGGGAAACCCGUCUCACCCUUCCACGAUAUACCGAUGUAUGCCGAUGAAGCCAAGAACAUUUUCCAUGCUGUCAUUGAAGUUCCCAGAUGGACAAAUGCAAAGAUGGAGAUCGCCACUAAGGACCCGCUAAACCCAAUCAAGCAAGAUGUGAAGAAGGGCAAGCUGCGAUACGUCGCUAACGUGUUCCCGCAUAAGGGCUAUAUUUGGAACUACGGUGCAAUCCCUCAGACAUGGGAAGAUCCAGGACAUAAGGAUAAGGACACUGGUUGCUGUGGUGACAAUGACCCCAUUGACAUAUGUGACAUUGGCAGCAAGGUGUGCUCACGAGGAGAGGUCAUUAGGGUGAAGGUUCUGGGUACUUUAGCACUGAUCGACGAGGGUGAGACGGACUGGAAAGUGAUCGUGAUAAACACCGAGGACCCCGAAGCUGCAAAUUUCAACAGUAUUGAGGACGUCAGGAGACUAAAGCCCGGCUACCUGGAGGCCACAGUGGAUUGGUUCAAACGGUACAAGGUCCCAGACGGAAAGCCUGAAAAUCAGUUUGCCUUCAAUGGAGAAUUCAAAGACAAGGACUUUGCUGUCGAGGUAAUAAAGAGCACUCAUGAUUUCUGGAAAGCACUCGUUUAUCAAAAGACCAGCGCAGGAGAACUGAAAUGCAUGAACACCUGCAUCACUGACAGUCCGUGCUGCUGUGCAGGAGAUGAAGCCGAACGUGUCAUCGAGGAGGCAUGUCCUUUAGGUGCUGAAGAUCCUAUCCCAUCAACAGUUGAUAAAUGGUUCUACUAUGAGAAGAACUAACGUAGGAUGAAGACUUCAAAUGGACCAGAACUUUGAAGCUCUAGAUUGUUCUAAAGACAUAGAUUUUGAAAUUUAAAUGGCUUAUGGUGAAUGCUGUCCUUCUGCUUGGAUUCUGAGGUUUUUUCCCCCCCACAUAUUGGAGAACUAAAUGCUUAUUUUAGUUGUACUUAUUUAAUUAAUUUGCUAUACAUUUUUAGUGUCCAGCUCAGAAUCUGUUUAAAAUGUCAGACCUCUGCAAAAACAUGAGUAAAGAUGUUUGAGGAAAA
Messenger RNA from Brienomyrus brachyistius, 1249 nucleotides. RefSeq names its product inorganic pyrophosphatase-like. The coding region runs from base 114 to 983 and encodes 289 amino acids. NCBI's taxonomy places the organism in Eukaryota, Metazoa, Chordata, Actinopteri, Osteoglossiformes, Mormyridae. Gene Ontology annotation, cellular component: cytoplasm. The transcript is spliced from 11 exons. The record is from RefSeq and is a predicted model, not a curated record. Gene Ontology annotation, biological process: phosphate-containing compound metabolic process. Gene Ontology annotation, molecular function: magnesium ion binding; inorganic diphosphate phosphatase activity.